Rattus rattus (black rat) is the source of this 1583-nucleotide messenger RNA. It is a transcript of the gene Tmem150b, whose product is annotated as transmembrane protein 150B. The record is from RefSeq and is a predicted model, not a curated record. The coding region runs from base 369 to 1085 and encodes 238 amino acids. Lineage: Eukaryota; Metazoa; Chordata; Mammalia; Rodentia; Muridae. The transcript is spliced from 6 exons.
CUCUUCGGGAAUGCGGACGCCUGCCUUCUUUUGCCACACCUGGAAUCAAAGCCCUUUUUUCCUGUAACUGUCACUCAGGUUUAAAUAUAUCAAGGAAGUGGAGAGAAUUUGAAGGAACUUGGAAAGGUGAGGGGCCUAAGGGAACCAGGAGCCUGGGAACUGGCAGUGAAGAGGCAGGAAAACAGACAAACAUCAUUGAUUAGGACUGAGGAAGAUAGGGAGAAGAGCCCUCAGCAGAGGCUGGCCUGCAUCAGCCUUCCAGCCAGUGGGGCCACUGAAGCAGGAGUCCAUCCUCAGCACCACACCCCUAAAGACUGCUUGCUGACGUGGGAAACCCAGCUUCUUCACUUCUACUGCAGAGCCCAGCAAUGUGGAAUUACCUCUCCUUGCUGCCUGUCAUCUUAGCUCUGUGGGCUAUAGCUGGCAUCUGGAUUGUUUUUGCAAUUGCUGUGGUUAACGGUUCUGUGGACCUCGAGAAAGGCUUCCCCUUUAUCAGUAACUGUGGCUCUUACGCUCCCCAGAGCUGCAUUUUCGGCCAAAUCCUCAAUACAGGAGCUGCUCUAGCUGUUUGGAUCUGUAUUGUGCGUUAUCACCAACUACGGGACUGGGGUGUCAAAACGUGGCAAAACCAGCUAAUUCUGUGGUCGGGGAUCCUCUGUGCCGUGGGUACCUCCAUAGUAGGCAACUUCCAGGAGAAGAACCAGAAGCCCACACACCUGGCAGGGGCCUUUCUGGCCUUCAUCCUGGGCAACCUGUACUUCUGGCUACAGUUCUUUCUGUCCUGGUGGAUGAAAGGCCUGCCCCAACCCGGGCCCCACUGGAUUAGGCUUCUGCGCCUGAGUCUCUGCAGCCUCUCCACCAUCCUCAUCGUGACCAUGAUUGUCCUGCACUCCCUGCACAUGCGCUCUGCCUCGGCUAUCUGCGAGUGGACAGUGGCCAUGUUGCUCUUUGUGCUCUUUGGCUUCUUCGCCGUGGACUUCUCCAGCUUCCGUGGCUGCACCCUGCACUUACAGCCCCACCUGGACUCCAGCCUCCAACAAGCUCCCUCUGGGUCUCCAAAUAUACAGAUGGCAAUGGUGCUCUGACCAGGCCCCACACUACUGGUAGAGGAAGAAAGAUGGAGCCAACCCAGGCUGGAGGCUGAUGUGGACAGCCUGAUGAGUGCACGGCGAGGAGGACUGGUGCUCACUGCUUAGGGAGGCAGUACCUUGGUACCCACCUGUCCCAGUGAUCAGAAGCACCCCAGGAAUUGAGAGGCGAAGGCCAGCCAGCUGUCCCUGAUCAAGGCUAUUUAUUUUUGUUGUUGUUGUUGUCGCCGCCGGCGGAAUCAGACACGGACGCAGGCAGGAUCACGCGAAACCAGAAUUCCUUCCGGGAGAGCAAAUCCGUACAGAAGGUCAUAGGGGAGUGGGAGAAGGACCUGGUGGGGAGCAGGGGCCCAGGAAGGGGAGUGGGGGUUGGGGAUGACACAGAGACAGAGGGCCCUGUCCGGAUCUGCUAAGCCACCCCCAUCCCUCCCCCACCCCACCCGCAGAGUUUGAUCAAUAAAUAAAAUAAUAAAUAAAUUAAUAAAUAAAUAAAAA